UGCUUGGCGACUAAGACCAGGAACAAGAACCAGGCUUAAACUUAGUCUUUAAUCUCAAGAAAAUUCUUGGCAAUGACAGAUACCCUUACACCGGGAACCGCUGAUAAGAAGUUUAACGAAGACAUUAAGAUCUUCGAGAAUGAGCUGACUAAGGAGCUGGAUGAAUGGAAAAAUGCUGGGAAGGAAGAAAAGAAGUUUGCCCCUACAUUUCAGUUGCUCAGAGAUCUCAAGACGUACAUCAAAGACAAUGAUUUUAUCCUUCAUACUAACAACGAGUGUGUGCAUCAGUUUAUCUUACUGUUCUACAAAAUCGACCAGCAGAGGUCCAAUUUCAUAUUCUGCCAGCUCCAGGAGUACAAAUGCAUGCUGAUGCAGAUGAAGCGAAACCCAAAAAUUUGGGAUUCUCUCAGUUUUGAGAGCCAAGAAGACUUCAUCAAAAGGAUUUCAGAAUCCACGAGGAAAAUGGAUGAACUAGUUGAAAAACAAAAGCAAGCAAGAAGAACAGCUAGAGGAAGAGCCAUGCGUAAAAGGAGAGGCUUGAUUCGUCAAGAAGGAAAGCUAUCAGGAGCAAUGUACAACCUUCACAAAGACGGAGUCAACAAUAUAGUCUAUGAAGGUCUGUUCAGAAACGAGCAGAAAAAGAGGCUCAAUCCGAUCUUGAUAAAUAGCAACAAGCUAUUUGUUUCUGAUGGUACUGAAGGAAAAGCAUCUUCUGGUGCUUGCCUUCCAAUGACAUUGGAUCAGAAGGAAUUCGAGAGGUAUAAGAAAAUGAGAGAGGAAAAUCCACUUUGGAGCUCAUACAAAAUGACAGAAGAAGAUAUGAAGACAAAGGCUGAAUAUGUCAGACUUAUGGGAGAAUCUGACAGAAAUGGAGAUACCUUAGACUGGUACUGCAGCGAAAACGAAUCUGAUAGUGCCUCAACUGACCAGAAUAGAAGUGUUAACACCAAGAUGACUGAAGAUUCAUGUGAUACUGGCUCAAUUGCUCUUUCGUUUAAAGAAAGGAUGGAGCAGAUCAAGAAAGGAGAUGAAGGAAAUACUACAGAUGAGAAUUCUGUAAAGACUUCUGACACUCUUACUAAGAAGGCAAAAAGACUACCUGUUAAUGCUGAAGAGGACAGAGAGAAGGAAGCUCUCAAAAAGAGAGAAAUUUACAAGCAAAAUCUUCAGAGAGAAGCUAAGGCUAAAAUGCGAGGAAUUUCUAUGGAAGAGCUUCUCAAAGAAGAAGCUGCAGAGAAAGAAAAAGAUAAGAAAGAUACUCAAGUAGCUCCUACUGAAAAAAUUUGCAAACCAAUAAAGAAAGAUAUUUCUGGGUCAGAUUGAGACAUGGAAGAAGAGACCAAAGAUACAAAGAAUACUCAAGUGAAGGAAGAAGAUAUAAGGAAAUUAAACAAUGCGAUUCAAAAUGAUGAUGAAAUGGAAACUCUCAUCAAGGGACAGGAAAAGAAAGAUAAAGUGCAAUCAGCACAAAAAGCUGAUAAGUCCUCUGAUAUAGAAAUGAAAGAUGAAAAUACAUCCGAUUCUAAGAAUGAAGGAAAGAUUUCUUCAAACAAGAAGAAGAGAAAAGCUUCUCCAGAGAAAGGAGGAAAGUCAUCUCCUAAGAAAGAACUAAAGUCAUCUCCUAAGAAAUCAGGGAAAUCCUCACCAAAGAAAUCAGGUAAACUCUCUCCUAAGAAAAAGAGCAAAAUAUCUAAAAAGAAAGAGUCAAAAUCCUCCCCAAAGAAAAAGAUUUCUAAACCAGAAAAUGAAGAUAAAAAUCCCCAGAGCAAGUCUAAUCCAGAAGAAAAAUCUGAAAAUUCUUCUUCAGACAACCCCUCCGGUACUUCUUCUAAAAACACAUCUCCUAGAAAGUCGAAAUCAAAGUCAAAGUCCAAGCCAAAAUCCCCAAAGAAGAAAAAGCUUAUCAAAAAGAAGAUCAUAACCAAGCGAUCUCCAAAGAAAUCCAAGCUAAAGUCCAAAUCUAAAUCAAAAUCCAAGCCCAAAUCAACCAAAUCCGUUCUCAAAGAACGAAAGGCGACUCCAGGCAAGCCUGCAGUUAUUAAGAAGAAGGAAAAGACUGCUGAGAAAUUGAGUAAAAAGAGUAAGAAGAAAGUGAAGAAGAGGGUCAAGAAGGGACUGAAGAAGUUAGAGAUGGCCGAUUUGGGAUGUUCCAAGAAGGGAAAGAAGGUGAAGGUUAGGAAGACGUCACUGGUGGAUACUGAGAGUGCCAAGAAGAGCUCCCAGACUACUUUGGAGAAGGGAAAUUCUGAACAGGAUGGAAGUGAAGCUGCUGAUAUUGCGAGAAAGAAGAGAAGGGAUGAAAGGAGAAGAAAAUUACAGAAAAGAUUACAAAGAGACCAAGAAGCCAAGAGAAAGAAGGAAGAAAGAGAAGCUAUAAGCAAAAAUAUGGGUGUAAAAGUUCCAGAUGCCGAACCUAGCGAAACAAGUGAGGCCCCUUCUAAGAAGAAAAAGAUGAGCAAGCUUGACUUAAUAAAAGCCAAAAUGAUGUAA
Molecule: messenger RNA, 2490 nt
Organism: Moneuplotes crassus
Lineage: Eukaryota; Ciliophora; Spirotrichea; Euplotida; Euplotidae
Source: the annotation of a GenBank genome assembly